This is a messenger RNA of Letharia lupina, 981 nucleotides long. RefSeq lists its product as uncharacterized. The coding region runs from base 1 to 981 and encodes 326 amino acids. The transcript has a single exon. The record is from RefSeq and is a predicted model, not a curated record. Lineage: Eukaryota; Fungi; Ascomycota; Lecanoromycetes; Lecanorales; Parmeliaceae.
AUGUCGACCAUUCAAGCUACAGAUAAUGCAUAUGAGUCUUUCUUUACUCGAUAUGCUUAUCUGUGCAAACUAGCUGCCAACAAGGACAGGGAGAUUGAGAGGGUGACGCACUGGCACUUGGUUGAAAUCAUCGCGCUGUUGAAGGACCACGGCUCGACCCGAGAGGAAAUCGCCGUCAUGCAGAACCCAGUCAUUGCACAUUCCGAGAGUCUAGCUAGGACUUUGGUCGACUUAGCUGCUGGUCUAUGGCUGAUGCUUUUGAUUAGCAAGUAUCCAGGCGAUAUCUCGUAUGACGAGCCAAUAAUUUGGGGGGACAACGAGAAACUAGGGGAGGAACAACACGAGCUGAACGAAGGAUUGAUCAACAAAAACUUCUCUUAUCGCUACAAUUCGACUGAUCUGGUCAAAUUACCGCAGGCUUUCACCGCCGCCCAUUUGGAACAAAUUGGUGGGAUCAAAGUGGAAUGGACAAGCAAUCUCGCAGACCACCUUCUACUCAAGGACGACGAUACUAAGCUUAUGCUAUUCCAUCAAGUCUCUAUUUUGCAACUUCACAAGAAGUCUCCAACCACUCUCUUGCCCAAGGUUCUUGUGGACGAGACAAUCCGGUCCAUAUCCCUUCUCAUACCACCAGUACUGGGGAAACCAAACCCAUGGUUCCAGCAGCAGCGGAAGAAAUGGCUGAUCGAUGCACAAGCUGGCGUGUGUCAUCGACUCAAUAGCUCUGAGCGGCAGAUCGAGAAGUUUGUGUAUUGGAGAGAGCGUCUAGUACUGCUGAAGCGGACGUUUGAUGACGCGGAGCCUAGGAACAUUUCGCAGCUGUGGUGGGAUGAUCGGAAGAAGACGCAGUGGUUCACCUUUUGGGUUGCCGUGUUGGUCUUCAUUAUGACCGUCUUCUUUGGCGUAGUGCAGUCGGUGGCGGGGAUUGUGCAGGCUUGGGCGUCGGUGCAGAGCCUGAAGGCGCAGAAAGCGCAGAAUUAG